Molecule: messenger RNA, 5076 nt
Organism: Stegostoma tigrinum
Lineage: Eukaryota; Metazoa; Chordata; Chondrichthyes; Orectolobiformes; Stegostomatidae
Gene: lysmd2
Product: LysM, putative peptidoglycan-binding, domain containing 2
Exons: 3
Coding region: 269-847 (192 amino acids)
Source: RefSeq, a predicted model, not a curated record
AACCCAGAACCCUGCGCUUUCCGGGAGACCUGCUCUACUCUCUGAGCCACAGAUAACGGGGAGGCAGACGCCACGCGAAGCGGGCUUUUUAUCAGGGAGUUGGCGGCGGUUUUUUUUUGCUGCUGACGGGUCGGUAGGGAGGAUCCUCCUGUCAUUCGGCCGCUACCUUCUCCGGUGAAGGAGCAGCUUCUCGGCCGCCCCGGCCUCCCCUUUACACCACAUCCCCGUUCCUCAUUCCCCCCCCUCACACACUCCGGGGAAGGGGAGGAUGUCUGAGCCGCUGCCUCCCGGGGCCAGAGGAGGGGACGAGUCGGAGGCCGAGCUGUCCCAGAGCCUGGCCCGGACUAAGACGCGCUCGUAUGGCAGCACGGCGACUGUGGCGGCCCCGCUGGCCGAGAAGUACAUCCAGCACCCGGUCACCCCGAGCGACACCCUCCGAGGCCUUGCCCUACGCUAUGGAGCCACGAUGGAGCAAAUAAAAAGGGCAAAUAAACUCUUCACAAGUGAUUGCAUAUUCCUAAGAAAAACCCUUAUUAUUCCAGUCAUAUCUGACAAAGGGUUACUAUUUAAUGGACUGAACUCAUUGGAAUCUCCUGAGAAUGAAUCCAAGGAAUCAUACACUUUGUGUGAAGAAAGCUCUACAUCUCCAAGUCCAGACGAUAUUGAAAAUAGACCCAUUCACCCUGAGGAACUGUCUGCCAAAGACUUCUUGCAGAGACUGGAUUUGCAGAUUAAACUGUCAACGCAAGCAGCUGCUAAGACAAUACAGGAAGUUGACAAUGGAACUGGUGAUGCAGCAUACAAAGAUUAUUCUUAUGCAGAAUCCUCGUACCAGAGUCACCGCUAAAUACAGAACAGGAUCCAGACCAACUGGACGGCAAGUGAUACAAUGUUGUUCCACAUAAGUUGUCGGAGUUGGAGACUUUGGCUUCAUUGGCACAAACUGUGUGAUCUGUAGGUUUCUGGAGGAGGGGGAAUUCGCUUUACCUUUUGCUUAAAAUCUAUGCGACGGAAUUAUAUACCUUAACAGAGCACUGGAAUAUGGUAAAAGGGAAAGACGGCAUUUUACCUUGAACAUCUUCAGUGUGAGCCGCUGUUAAUUUUGUGUUACCUUGUGCUUUCUCCCCCUUUUUCUAUAUUGCAACAGCAGUGUGUGCUUAUUUGCUGCAGUCCUGAUCCAGAGUACCUGCUGUGAUAUGGGACUGAAAUUAGGUGUAAAGCAAUUGCAACUUUGUAGUCCCUUCUCCACCUUGCAUGAAUUAAUUGUUGUGCUUUCCUACUGUUUGGCACUCGAAUGGGUUUGGGCAGAGGUAAGUACAAUUGCUUGGAGACUGAGCUGUGCAGAAAUUAAUUAAAUUCAAACUAAAUAUGACCUUGGCUUAUGAUUUUGUGCAAAGUGAGACUGAAUGGAGACUGAUCCACAUAAUUAGUUAGAUGUGCAAAGUCCCAUUCAUGUAUGAUUAUGCAGAGUAGUUUUAUACAUAAAAGCUGUGUAGAAGAGGUCACUUGUUCAUAAUAUCCAAUUUAAAACUAAAAGUAAUUUACAAUACCUGUCGUUCUAAGUAACAGUUUCAAUUGAGGAUGAAGAUAGUAAUUGCAAGUCGUCAUCCUUUUAAAAAGUCUAACAACAUCGUUGUUGGAAGGAAGAAUCCUAGUAUGCAGGGACAGAUGUCACACUAAGCCCCAUUAAAGCAUUUGCUUUCAAAGUGGUCAGUCUAAACGUAACUAGAAGUGCUUUAUCAAUGCAGUUAGCUUAUUGUACUGUUAAGGUAUUGCAUGGGCAAAAUAAACCAUAGAAUCGAUGAGAUCAUGGGAACUGCAGAUGCUGGAGAAUCCGAGAUAACAAAACGUAGAGCUGGAUGAACACAGCAGGCCAAGGGUCUAGGCCCGAAACAUCAGCUUUUGUGCUCCUAAGGUGCUGCUUGGCCUGCUGUGUUCAUCCAGCUCUACAUUUUGUUACCAUGAAACUGAUACCUUCCAUUAGAGGAGAAUUCUGGCCAUCUUGAAUAAGGAGUUGGUUGAUUGAAUAAAGGAAACUUAUGUUAAAGGUAGGGAGUUACUGGGGUAAAUAAUUAGUCUUAUCACUGCAGUGGUGAGAAUGAUAAUUUCACAUUGUUGAUUUGUACCACCAUUUCAAUAUUUUGUGAGCAAUGCACCUGUUUGUUCAAAUUCUCUCAGGUGGCUGCGAUUUUUGAUCACUCCACUUCACUUCACAAGACUGAAUGUCAAACUGGUGUGGACAAGUUUAACGUCUCCCCAGAAAAUCAGGUUUCCCAUAAGCUUUAUACUCUGAUUCAUCAGCACUUGUCUGCUGUGCCCGGGUCUUCCUUCUGUUUCCAUGCUCAUGCAUAUAUUUUUAUUACUGAAAAUGAGUUUGUUACACUGAUUAAUGAACUACUCUUUAUUGAGAUGAGGAGGAAGGUGUGUAGUGACUUGGCUUUAGACUGUAUCACCAAAGCUGUGAUGACCAGUUGGCACCAGAAGAAUACAGUAUAUCACAACAGAAAAAUACUGAAUAGCAUGUCUUACAUUUCAAUUAACCAACUCGUUCAGCUCCUGAGUACUAAAUCCUACUGCAAGAUACAUUUUUUAAAUAAUGGGAUUGUGCAGCCACUAAAAUGAUAUGGAUGACUAGUUUUAUAUAUUUUGAUGUCUGAAUUGAAAAGAUGGAUUAAAUAAUGUAGGCAACACUUUCUCAAACUUUGUAAUAUCUGUUCAGAAUCUGGUUGUACCAAAGAGAUUGAGCACAGUUGUUUCCCUGGAGGAGAUUGUGGCAAUGUGCCUAACUGUGUAUGUUUUUCAAUGAAGCUUAGCCACGUAUUUGUGAUGGAUUACUCAGUGAUUCCUUAAUUUACAGUUGCACCUUUAUAAGCAGUUUUAAAACUACAAUAUUCCUUUUUAAAGCUCAUCCCCACAUAAGCUAUUAUUAUUUCCUUUUUCCUGAUUCACCUAAUUUCUAGUUGCCUCUUUUAACUAGUGCAACUAGUUGGUGCUAGUUUUAUAAGGUAACAUACUUAUGACAAUUAAUAAGGAAAAUAAAGGUCAAUUUUUGCACGCUCUUCACAUUAUCACUGCAAAUGUUGAGAUGCUGUGAUAGAGCUCCUGCAUUCACACCACUGAAACGACACCAAAAAAUUGUAAUGAUACCACCUCAUAAUCCAGGUUUAAGUCUCUUCUUAGAUGCAGUCUGUGUUUAACUUUAUUUCCCUUGUUUUAUCAUGGGAGCAGUCUAUUUUAAAACAAAAGAUAGUUACCUCAACAUGUGUUAAGAAAAGGGAGAAAUGUUCAGGUCUUAGAUUUCAAACAGCAGCUGCACAAUAGAGUCACAAUGGAAACUAGUUUUAAGGAUAGGCAAUCUGCAAAGAGCACUGGUGAUUGUCACCAAGCUGUGAACAACUGUGGUUAUUUGCUAAGAUCCCUUCACACCCAGUUUGUUCACUCUGAUUGGACAUUUUCCGUGGAAGAGCUGUUUGCUGUGCUAUUCGCUACAUGAAAUUUCUAGUCACUGCUGAAUGCAGAGUGGGAGGCAUUACUUAGUAGUGACAAGGAUUCAGUCUGAUCCUUCCUGUGGUAAUUUCAGUCCAGAAUAUUUGUUUUGUAUCAUUUAUAUGUAAAUACUAGAUUAAUAUUUUGAUGACAGUUCAAACAUUAAAAUGGGAAAAUGGUACAUAUUGUGUGAGGAAUAUCCAGAGUACUUCAGUUUGCCUUUCAUAUGUAAAACACUUACCCUAGUGAUAUCUAUUUCACUGCUGUGAGCCAUAAAUGGGAGGCAGUUUAUCUUUGACAAGUAUAGUUAGUAAGGAAUGUGUAAAAUACUCAAUAGAAAAUAGACACAAAACAAAAACCCAUAAAUGCUGGAAGUCAAAUUAAAACAAAAGGUUUUGGAAGUGUCCAAAUGGAUUGAUCAUCUGAGGAAGUGAAGUUAACAUUUCACUGGGGCUAUUAAUCAGCAACAGGAAAGUAUAUCGAGUACCUAUUGUACACAAAAUUUUGCUGAGAUUUUUGAUUUGAGUUAUUGUAUUUUCAUGUGAUAGCAUUGCACAUCAAAACUAUUAUUUGCCACAAUUAUUUUUUUCCCUUGAUAUUCAGGUCUUAAACGUAUCUUUUGUGUGUUUUUGGUUAUGAUAAAUCCUAUUUUACUGUUCCAAAUAAAGAUCUUUUGUGUUUAUAAAUAUACUGUUAAAGAUAUUUAAGCAGGCAAAUUAAGGGGCUGGAUUUGAAAUUAUGAUAGGUAUCCAAUUGCUGGACUUCUCUCACUGUUAAAGAUUUUUUAAUUUCAGUAUUAAAAUAAUAUUUUAACUAAAUUUUAUCUGAAAAAAAUCUUUGUCCAAAGAUUCUGACUUUCCAUGAUUUUUAACAACAUAAUGCCACAAUAUUGUAAGAUUGCUGAUGGCUAUUUUAAACAGGCUCUUGAGAGUAUAUCAUUAAUACAAUUGCAUGUUAUAAAAUUGAAGAAUUUACAGUAUACCUCCGCUGUGGAUUCUAAAAUAUUAAUUUCCCCAAGUCUCAGCCUCUUUUGUGAAUGGCCGAUGAAGUGUUUGAUUUUCAUCAUAAUACGUUCAGUUGUUUUUCAACUCCAGAAUUAACAUCAAGGAAGAUUGAAAAGAUGUUUGAGCGUCUGAAAAUCUGCACUGUUGCAAAACUAAAUUGGUUUAGAACUGUAAUGUUCUUACUUGUUUAUGUUCAAUUUUUGAGGGAGGAUCUGUGGAAAAGAAAUCCAAAAUGCCUUUUAUUUCUGUGAAAAUGUUAUGCUAUUAAAAGGGUAUUAAUUUUUUUUUUGUUUUUCUUGCCUUCUCUGACUGUUCAUGAAUUUGCUGAAGGUUGUUUUGCUUCAAAAACUAAUUUGAACAAAUAUGAUUUGGAAGAAUCAAUUACAGAUGAUGAUUCUGAACAUGUGGAGAUCUGUGACUUCAUUCUGAAGAGUCAAGUGGAAUAACCGAUGCGGUGAACUUCUAGCGCAUGAAUUGUUUGUGUUUCAAUGUUGUGGCCUUAGUUUUUUUUUAAAAUGUACUGGCAUUGAACACUUGUUAAUAUUUCAUUUGAUGAUCUGCAAUAAAUGGAUUUUGUUAAACAUCA